This is a messenger RNA of Gryllus bimaculatus (two-spotted cricket), 3241 nucleotides long. The record is from the annotation of a GenBank genome assembly. NCBI's taxonomy places the organism in Eukaryota, Metazoa, Arthropoda, Insecta, Orthoptera, Gryllidae.
CUACAGUCAAAUAGCCUCUGACAUGAGUGAGCGGUGAACCAGGCGGUGAACGGCGAAGUUUAUGUGCGAGUGACAUGUUUCUUAGAUCAUGACCGUAGUUUACUGGGUUACUAGAACCACGGUGUAAGAUAAACCGUGGUGGAACUAGUUCUGGGAAAUGUUCACGGGAUUUGGUCGGAGUAGAAAAAUUAAAUCAUUAGUUGGCCUCAUAGAUAUAGUAUCUUAAGAAGAUGCCUAUGUUUCGGAAUAUUUGUAAAAAUGCUGGUUUAAUUUUUCAAUAACUCAUUCUGAUCAAAAGCUGUGAACGACAUUACCUAAUUCUUCAUUAUUUCGUUCGCAAACGAUACAUCCCUACGUAACAUACUACCUAUUAAAAAAAUUCACUUACAUCAUGAGAUAGAGAUGUUCGCAGCUGUGUUAGUGGAUGCGGAUGGCGAUUGUCGUCUUGCUGUCACUCGCUUUCUGGCUGGUCGGUUUGGUCCAUGGGUUGGCCGCUCUUCCUUGCCUUUGAGCAAACAUAACCUAUGGAUAUUGACCGACAAUAGGCGUAUGUCUUUAUGAUUGAACACAAUUCACGUAUUUGCGCAUGGAGAUAAAUCUCGCUUAACAAUUACGGAAUACACAGGAAUCAUGAACGAGGACAGUGCAAUAGAUUCAUCCCCCAUUAAAAAGUAUGGAUGGUCGGUGAAGCUAAAUCACAUUUUUCCUGAAAAAAGAAGUCAAGGAUUCAUGCCCACCUGGCAUCAGCUGUACCCUAUCAUUCCUCUGAUUUUUCGAUAUUUGAUAUAUACAAUAAAAUGUUACUUCAAGGGAAAAGCUCCAGUUAUGGAUUAUGUAAAGACUAUGAAUGGAAAACAAAUAUAUGGAGUACCUAUCGGUGGCAUUGGUUGUGGAACAAUUGGAAGAGGAUUUCAGGGUGAAUUUUGUCGUUACCAGUUGUCCCCAGGAGUGUAUUCAUAUAAUAUUGUGGCAGCAAACCAGUUCAUUGUUACUAUAAGAAAUGAAAAUGGGAAAACAAUUUAUCAGCAGGUCUUAUCACCUCGGCCGCAACCCCGGCAUGAACUGUCUUGUUGGAAAUGGCAAUUUCCAGGAUGGAAUGCUCAGUAUCGAGCUUUGUAUCCACAAUCUUGGACGACUUAUAAAAUCUUGGAACAUAACAUUAUUCUUACUUGUCAUCAAAUAUCACCUGUUAUUCCUCAUAAUUACAAGUUUUCCUCCCUAACUGUGUUGCCUCUGCUGAGGGUAGCAGAUGAGCUUGAUGUUGUUGUCGGUUGCCUGUGGUGGUGCCAUGCGCAGGACAGUUCAGUGCCAGGGGCUGCGUUUGUGUGGAGUGUGGAGAAUCGUGGGGAUGAACAGAAGGAUGUCAGCAUUACAUUCACGUUCAAAAAUGGUAUUGGAGGACAAGAGGACAAAGCAGGAGGAGUCUGGAAUGAAUCCUUUUCACGGUCAGAUGUGUCAGGAGUACAAAUACAUCAGUUAAUAAAUGAUGUAUCUUGUACAUACGCAAUUGGUGCAAAGAAUCAGAGUAAUUCUUCAGUAAGUACAAUGACAUGGUUUGAUCCUUGUUCUAAUGGAGAAAAAAUAUGGCAGGAUUUGUUAGAAGAUGGAGAACUUUGUCAGGGAGAAAAGAAGUCUCCUAAAACCAAGCGGGGUCAAGAAACUGCAGCUGCUGUGUGUGUGAAGUUGAAAGUUCCUUCGGGUGCUACGUCAAGAGCGGAAUUUGCUCUUGCAUGGGAUAUGCCAAAGAUUCGCUUUUUUGAGAGUUCUAAUAUUUACAAACGCUUUUAUACUACUUAUUUUGGUGAUAAUGGACUAGUAGCUGAUGUUUUGUGCAAAUAUGUUUUGGACAAUUUCAGGAAUUGGAUAGAAUGGGUUGACAAAUGGCAAUCUUCUGUUCUGGAUGACCUCGAUUUGCCUGACUGGUAUAAAAGUGCUCUCUUCAAUGAGACGUACUUUGUUUCUGAUGGUGGUACUAUCUGGUUAACACCUUUUGAUGCUAAUCAGCUUGAACCUUCUGAUCCAAGGAAUGAAUAUGGCCACUUUGGAUAUUUAGAAGGUCAUGAAUAUCGGAUGUAUAACACAUACGAUGUCCAUUAUUAUGCUUCUUUCACACUUGCCAAACUAUGGCCUCGCCUCCAAGAAAUUUUGCAAUACGAUUUAAUGGAUUCCAUUUUGAAAAGUGACAAAACCAAACAGUGGGAGCUGUAUGAUGGAUCUAUUGAAGAUAGGAAAGUUGCCAACUCUGUUCCUCAUGAUCUUGAUGAAGAUCCAUUUAUUCGAAUAAAUGCAUAUCCAAUUCAUGAUGUCUCAAAAUGGAGAGAUUUGAAUCUCAAGUUUGUACUUCAGUGCUACAGAGAUUGGAAGUUUUUUAAAAAGCAACAGUACAUUGAAGAUAUGUGGCCAAAAAUUUGUACUGUAAUGCACGUCGCUGAGAAAUGGGACAGAGAUCAUGAUGGCUUAAUAGAAAAUGGAGGAAGUCCAGAUCAAACGUAUGAUAGCUGGGUGAUGACAGGUCCAAGUGCCUAUUGUUGUAGUUUGUGGGUGGCUGCACUUCACUGUACCAAAGAUAUUGCUUCUGAAUUAAAAGAUGAAAAAGCUUUACAUCAUUACACUCAGUUGUUUGAGAAAGCAAAACUUGCUUUUGAGAAGAAAUUGUGGAAUGGUGAGUAUUAUAAUUUUGACAGCGCAUCAAAUCCAGGAGCUCACACAAUUAUGGCUGAUCAACUAUGUGGUUUGUGGUACUUACGAGCUAGUGGAGUCCAAAAUGAAGUAUUUAUUGAUACACAUGUGAAGAGUGCCUUAAAGAAAAUAUUUGAUUUCAAUGUAAUGAAAUUUAAAAAUGGUACUAUUGGAGCUGUGAAUGGAAUGAAACCUGAUGGGAAAGUAGAUGUGGUCUCAGUGCAAAGUGAAGAAGUCUGGACAGGAGUUGUGUAUGGCCUUGCGGCCUUGAUGAUGCACGAGGGCAUGGUAGAGGAGGCUUUCAAAACUGCGCAUGGAGUUUAUAAUGUUGUCUACAACAUUAUUGGCAUGGGUUUUGAAACUCCAGAAGCUUUGUAUGCUGAGAAGUGGUACCGUGCUAUUGGAUACAUGCGCCCUUUAAGUAUAUGGGCAUUACAGCAUGCAUGGGAAUUACGUAAAAGAAAGGUAAAUUAAUGAGUUGAAAUUUAUAGGGUGCUUUUUUUUUUUUUACCAAAAAGUAUUUGUUGUAUUUGCAAAUAAAUUGCUCUGUUGUACAAUUUAA